Pseudophryne corroboree (corroboree frog) is the source of this 2724-nucleotide messenger RNA. Its product is annotated as fibril-forming collagen alpha chain-like. The record is from RefSeq and is a predicted model, not a curated record. The coding region runs from base 1 to 2724 and encodes 907 amino acids. NCBI's taxonomy places the organism in Eukaryota, Metazoa, Chordata, Amphibia, Anura, Myobatrachidae. The transcript has a single exon.
AUGGAGCAGGGGAGCCGGAGGGCAGCAGAGGAGAUUACAGAGAGCAGGGGAGCCAGAAGCAGCAGGGGAUAUCAUGGAGCAGGGGAGCCGGAGGGCAGCAGUGGAGAUCACACGGAGCAGGGGAGCCAGAAGCGGCAGGGAGAUCAAACGGGAGCAGGGGACCCGGAGGGCAGCAGUGGAGAUCACACGGAGCAGGGGAGCCAGAAGCAGCAGUGGAGAUCACGGAGCAGGGGAGCCGCAGGCAGCACUAGAGAUCAUGGAGCCGGGGAGCCGGAGGCAGCAGGGGAGAUCAGGGAGUGGGGGAGCAGGAGGCAGCAGGGGAGAUCACGGAGGAGCGGGGGAGCCGGAGGCAGCAGGGGAUAUCAUGGAGCAGGGGAGCCGGAGGGCAGUAGAAGAGAUCACAGAGAGCAGGGGAGCUGGAGGGCAGCAGGGGAGAUCACCCAGAGCAGGGGAGCUGGAGGGCAGCAGGGGAGAUCACACAGAGCAGGGGAGCCAGAGGCAGCAGGGGAUAUCAUGGAGCAGGAAAGCCGAAGGGCAGCAGAGAUGAUUACAGAGAGCAGGGGAGCCGGAGGGCAGCAGUGGAGAUCACACGGAGCAGGGGAGCCAGAAGCAGCAGGGGAGAUCACGGAGCGGGGGAGCCGGAGGCAGCAGGGGAGAUCACGGAGUGGGGGAGCAGGAGGCAGCAGUGGAGAUCACAGAGCAGGGGAGAUCACGGAGGAGCGGGGGAGCCAGAGGCAGCAGGGGAUAUCAUGGAGCAGGGGAGCCAGAGGGCAGCAGAGGAGAUUACAGAGAGCAGGGGAGCCGGAGGGCAGCAGUGGAGAUCACACGGAGCAGGGGAGCCAGAAGCAGCAGGGGAGAUCACGGAGCGGGGGAGCCGGAGGCAGCAGGGGAGAUCACGGAGUGGGGGAGCAGGAGGCAGCAGUGGAGAUCACAGAGCAGGGGAGAUCACGGAGGAGCGGGGGAGCCAGAGGCAGCAGGGGAUAUCAUGGAGCAGGGGAGCCAGAGGGCAGCAGAGGAGAUUACAGAGAGCAGGGGAGCCAGAAGCAGCAGGGGAUAUCAUGGAGCAGGGGAGCCGGAGGGCAGCAGUGGAGAUCACACGGAGCAGGGGAGCCAGAAGCGGCAGGGGAGAUCAAACGGGAGCAGGGGACCCGGAGGGUAGCAGUGGAGAUCACACGGAGCAGGGGAGCCAGAAGCAGCAGUGGAGAUCACGGAGCAGGGGAGCCGCAGGCAGCAGUAGAGAUCAUGGAGCCGGGGAGCCGGAGGCAGCAGGGGAGAUCAGGGAGUGGGGGAGCAGGAGGCAGCAGGGGAGAUCACGGAGGAGCGGGGGAGCCGGAGGCAGCAGGGGAUAUCAUGGAGCAGGGGAGCCGGAGGGCAGUAGAAGAGAUCACAGAGAGCAGGGGAGCUGGAGGGCAGCAGGGGAGAUCACCCAGAGCAGGGGAGCUGGAGGGCAGCAGGGGAGAUCACACAGAGCAGGGGAGCCAGAGGCAGCAGGGGAUAUCAUGGAGCAGGAAAGCCGAAGGGCAGCAGAGGAGAUUACAGAGAGCAGGGGAGCCGGAGGGCAGCAGUGGAGAUCACACGGAGCAGGGGAGCCAGAAGCAGCAGGGGAGAUCACGGAGCGGGGGAGCCGGAGGCAGCAGGGGAGAUCACGGAGUGGGGGAGCAGGAGGCAGCAGUGGAGAUCACAGAGCAGGGGAGAUCACGGAGGAGCGGGGGAGCCAGAGGCAGCAGGGGAUAUCAUGGAGCAGGGGAGCCAGAGGGCAGCAGAGGAGAUUACAGAGAGCAGGGGAGCCGGAGGGCAGCAGUGGAGAUCACACGGAGCAGGGGAGCCAGAAGCAGCAGGGGAGAUCACGGAGCGGGGGAGCCGGAGGCAGCAGGGGAGAUCACGGAGUGGGGGAGCAGGAGGCAGCAGUGGAGAUCACAGAGCAGGGGAGCCGCAGGCAGCAGGGGAGAUCACGGAGGAGCGGGGGAGCCAGAGGCAGCAGGGGAUAUCAUGGAGCAGGGGAGCCAGAGGGCAGCAGAGGAGAUUACAGAGAGCAGGGGAGCCAGAAGCAGCAGGGGAUAUCAUGGAGCAGGGGAGCCGGAGGGCAGCAGUGGAGAUCACACGGAGCAGGGGAGCCAGAAGCAGCAGGGGAGAUCAAACGGAGCAGGGGACCCGGAGGGCAGCAGUGGAGAUCACACGGAGCAGGGGAGCCAGAAGCAGCAGUGGAGAUCACGGAGCAGGGGAGCCGCAGGCAGCAGUAGAGAUCAUGGAGCCGGGGAGCCGGAGGCAGCAGGGGAGAUCAGGGAGUGGGGGAGCAGGAGGCAGCAGGGGAGAUCACGGAGGAGCGGGGGAGCCGGAGGCAGCAGGGGAUAUCAUGGAGCAGGGGAGCCGGAGGGCAGUAGAAGAGAUCACAGAGAGCAGGGGAGCUGGAGGGCAGCAGGGGAGAUCACACAGAGCAGGGGAGCCAGAAGCAGCAGUGGAGAUCAUGGAGCAGGGGAGCCAGAGGCAGCAGUAGAGAUCACAAAACAGGGGAGCAGAAGGAUAUGGAAUGAUCAGCAGGGGUCGGAGGACACAGAACGUGGGAACAGGAGGAUACGGAGUUGGGGAGCAGGGAGGGCACAGAACAGGGGACAAUGUAGGAAGUGCCCCCAACAGGGCUGGGGAACGGCGGGAAUUGACUCCAUUGUCAUUGGAGUUCCACCCCUGGAACCCAGAGCAUUAAUCAGAGCAACAUCGGCAGCUUAA